CGCGUUUCCUAGCCAAGUCCCCAUCUGCCCUUCCGGAUCCAACAUUUUGAUGCCGCCUUCGAUUGCCCGACCACAAAGAACGGCAUUGUGGAGUUUCGAUCCUACUCUCUGUUGUCGAGGAAUCUAUAUCGGGCCCUCAUACUAUCACAUCAAUCCGCAGACAUGUCCUCCCGACCAGAGCUGAAGGUGGACGACGAGCAUGGCUUCAUCCGAUAUUUCAAGUCGCUGCCCUCCACACACGAAGACACAAUACGAAUAUUCGACCGGGGCGAUUGGUAUACAGCACAUGGCAAAGAUGCUACCUUCAUUGCCCAGACGGUCUACAAAACUACCUCGGUGGUGAGGCAUCUUGGCCGCAGCGAUCACACUGGCCUGCCAUCCGUGACCAUGACCAUGACAGUGUUCCGCCAGUUCCUUCGAGACGCCCUCCAUAAGCUCGGAAAGAGGGUGGAGAUCUACGAGAGCCCCAACGGUCGCAUGAAUUGGAAGGUUGCGAAGCAAGCGUCGCCCGGAAACCUGCAGGACGUCGAAGAAGAGCUCGGACAGUCGGACUCGGCGCCUAUGAUUCUUGCCAUCAAAAUAUCUACCAAGGCCUCCGAGGCCCGGAACGUCGGUGUCUGCUUCGCAGACGCGAGUGUGCGCGAGCUCGGGGUCAGCGAAUUCCUAGACAACGAUCUCUUCUCCAACUUCGAGGCUCUCCUUAUCCAGCUCGGCGUCAAGGAGUGUCUUAUACAACAUGACAAGGCCGAUGUCAACAAGGACCCGGACCUCGCGAAACUGAAGCAGAUCAUCGACAGCUGCGGUAUCGCCAUGUCGGAGCGGUCGGUCAGCGAUUUCGGCACCAAAGACAUCGAGCAGGAUCUGGCUAGGCUCCUCAAGGACGAGAGGUCAGCCAGCCUUCUGCCACAGACGGACCUCAAGCUCGCCAUGGGCGCUGCUUCUGCACUGAUCAAGUAUCUGAACGUGCUUCAGGAUCCUUCCAACUUUGGCCAGUAUCAACUUUUUCAACACGACCUGUCGCAGUUCAUGAAGCUUGACGCGGCCGCGCUCAAAGCGCUCAACCUGAUGCCCGGCGCUAGGGACGGGUCCAAGACGAUGAGCUUGUUUGGUCUACUUAACCACUGCAAGACCCCUGUGGGAAGUCGGCUCCUCUCCCAGUGGUUGAAGCAGCCACUCAUGAACAAGGAGGAGAUCGAGUCGAGACAGCAACUAGUGGAAGCCUUCAUGAAUGACACAGAGCUGCGUCAGACUAUGCAGGAGGAGCAUCUCAGGUCCGUCCCAGACCUGUACAGGCUUGCCAAGCGUUUCCAGAGGAAGAAGGCGAACCUGGAAGACGUUGUCAGGACGUAUCAGGUGGUCAUACGCCUGCCGGGCUUCAUCGGUACCCUCGAGGGUGUCAUGGACGAGGUGUAUCGAGACCCCAUCGAUGCGACCUACACGACCAAGCUGCGGGAGCUGUCAGAUAGCCUCGUGCGUCUGCAGGAGAUGGUCGAGACCACCGUGGAUCUCGAUGCGUUGGACAAUCACGAAUUCAUCAUCAAACCCGAAUUCGAUGACGGCCUUCGCAUAAUCAGGAAGAAACUUGAUCGGCUGCGGUCCGAUAUGAAUAAGGAGUUCACCAAGGCUGCAGAUGAUCUUGGGCAGGAGAUGGACAAGAAAAUCUUCCUGGAGAACCACAAGGUCCACGGCUGGUGCAUGAGGCUGACAAGGACAGAGGCCGGUUGCAUACGCAAUACGUCCGGAUAUCAAGAGUGCUCCACCCAGAAGAACGGAGUUUACUUCACAACCAAGCACCUGCAGUCUCUUCGCCGGGAGUUCGACCAGCUCUCCAAGAACUACGACAGGACACAGGGGAGCCUGGUGAACGAGGUUGUUAGCGUAGCUGCCUCCUACGCACCGCUCCUCGAGCGGCUGGGCGGUGUCCUCGCCCACCUCGACGUCAUUGUCUCGUUUGCGCACUGCUCCGUCCACGCCCCGAUAUCAUAUGUCCGGCCCAAGGUUCAUGCCCGCGGCGAGGGCCGAACUCUGCUCAAGGAGGCCCGCCACCCGUGCCUGGAGAUGCAGGAUGAUGUCCAGUUCAUCACAAACGACGUGGAGCUCGAUCGCCAGGGCUCGUCGUUUCUCAUCAUCACUGGCCCCAACAUGGGUGGAAAGUCGACCUACAUCCGCCAGGUGGGCGUGAUUGCGCUAAUGGCACAGAUCGGCUGCUUCGUGCCCUGCGCCGAGGCCGAGAUCACGGUGUACGACGCCAUUCUGGCGCGCGUGGGUGCGAGCGACUCGCAGCUCAAGGGUGUCUCGACCUUCAUGGCGGAAAUGUUGGAGACGGCCAACAUCCUGAAGUCGGCGACGGCGGACUCGCUCAUCAUCAUUGACGAGCUCGGCCGCGGCACCUCGACCUACGACGGCUUCGGGCUCGCCUGGGCCAUCUCGGAACAUAUCGUGCGCGAGAUUGGAAGCGCGGCCCUUUUUGCCACGCACUUUCACGAGCUCACGGCGCUGGCGGAUCAGCACAAGCAGGUCGACAACCUGCACGUCACCGCGCACAUCAGCGGCACCUCGGCUUCUGCAAAGGAGGACGAGAAGCGUGAAGUGACGCUGCUCUACAAGGUCGAGCCGGGGAUUUGCGACCAGAGCUUCGGCAUUCACGUUGCCGAGCUGGUGCGGUUCCCGGACAAGGUCGUGCGCAUGGCCAAGAGGAAGGCGGACGAGCUGGAAGACUUCACAGCCAAGCACGACAGUCUCGGCCUGCAGUAUAGCAAAGAGGAUGUUGAGCAGGGCAGCGCACGUCUCAAGGAAAUAUUGGUCAAAUGGAAGGAUGAAGUCAAGGAUGGAAGCCUGACGAGGGACCAGAUGGUCGCCAAGAUGAAGGAAUUGGUUGCGGCAGACGCCACUCUCCUGCAGAACCCCUUUUUCCAGUCCGUCAAGGCGUUGUAGAAAUCGGGUUGACUCUCUACAGAUGGGAAACAUGGCACAAUCAUUAUGAUUUUCUUCUUUGAGGAGUUUAGGCUCGGUUAUGGACAGAAGCCGAGAGCAGUAUCACGGGGUAGACGCUAUGUCUGGCGUGGAAACGCUCAAUUUAGAGCUGGUAAUAUGGGCUACGACAAGGGGUUAUUCACUAGAGCUUGAUAGCUAGUUAGCGUUUUUGCUCCAAACUGAAAAAACCAAAAACGAAGUGUUGAAGCAAAUGUAAGAUCCCCAGGUUAUAUCAGAUAAAAGGUGAACAGUGUUUGGUUUAUAAUCAAAGAUAUUCAUAAAC
Gaeumannomyces tritici R3-111a-1 is the source of this 3256-nucleotide messenger RNA. Its product is annotated as DNA mismatch repair protein msh-2. The record is from RefSeq and is a predicted model, not a curated record. The transcript has 2 exons. The coding region runs from base 163 to 2934 and encodes 923 amino acids. Gene Ontology annotation, cellular component: MutSalpha complex; nucleus. Gene Ontology annotation, molecular function: ATP binding; mismatched DNA binding; ATP-dependent DNA damage sensor activity. Lineage: Eukaryota; Fungi; Ascomycota; Sordariomycetes; Magnaporthales; Magnaporthaceae. Gene Ontology annotation, biological process: mitotic recombination; mismatch repair.